AACAGCAAGUCACUGGAGUCACUCUAACACUGUUUCCAAAAGCACCAGAUGUGUCUUGGAGUUUGUCUUAAAAUUCUGGUGAUGGUUCUCACCCUCGGGGUCACCAUUCGGUGCGACUGGGUCGAGAUACCGUUUUUGCAGCCUUCCACAACUACCCAAAGGCCGGUGGUGUUGAUUCGCCACAAACAAAUCGACCAACGGCCGGGUGCUGAUACAAUUAGUCAUGUGCUUCCUUCAGUGGUUGACAGUGGACAUAAUGUGGUUGGUGAUAAUCUGGAUGACGAAAGGGAUAGUGAAGUGAGCCGCUUUCAAGGUGAAAUUAGUGAUUUGGUAGAUUCCGCAGCGUUUGCACAGAACAUUCACAAAGGAUUUUAUGUAUAUCCAAGAACGAAUGUUUCCAAUAAACUUUUUGCGUUCCCUGCAACAGAAAACCGAAGAUUUGUCACGGAUUUGAUCGACAGAGAUCAAGCACCAAUGACCAACAAAUAUGAGGAAGAAUUGAUCGAAUAUCUGGAUACCAAACCGCCACUCUUAGCGCUGUCCGUGGGGGAUCGCAUUGAUUUACCCACCCUCGGAGCAUCGAACGAAGUCGUCUAUGAGGAAACCAUUGAAACAUCCGAGGAGGACCCAAAUUCGAGCGGACAAUCAGCCGCGUCCAAUAGCGCUGGUAUCUCUCCCAACAUCGAUUAUCACGACGCCCCUAGCAGUGAGCAAUACAAGAAUGUUUCCAUCAGAAGGCUCAAGAUUCUUCCGGGCACGGAUCGAGUCACAAUUCUGCGAGUGUUACCUCCACGACGUUUUCAUCGUCCCGAGGUGGCAUCCGACGAAAAUGGUUUCAUGGGAUUUAUCAAGUUUCUUAAACGAAUGCAGGAUGGGUUUGUGAUGAAAACCACGAAGACGAUUGGCGAUAAGAUCAAGGUGCUGCAGGACCUCAAAAAUCAGCUGCUAUUAAGUAUUGCUAAACGAAUGUCCUUCCUCUGGACGCAACCGGCGAUAGCAAACCCCGCAGUGUCAAUCGUCACCGAUGGCAGCAACAGGCGUGGAGGGCGACGUCGUCGGGUGAAGCGUGGCACAACCAGCGGAUGGAUGGACCAUUCCAGUGCUCACGGAGGUAUGGAUUUUCCAUCGGCAGAAGCGGCGUUACUCACAAUCUCCUUCCUUACUUUUGCGGUUUUUCUGAUCAAACUGGUUUUGCAAGUUAUCAACACAAUCAAGGCAAAGCACUAUACUUACAACACGAUGACGGGUCUGGCCGGAAUCACUGGGAACACGCUGAAGAUUGUCAAACGAACCAAGCGUAGCAAUGUGAAGGAUGCUGCAUGGAGGAAUGAUUUGGAUAUUCUGGAUGCUAUCAACAGUUAUAGCUAUGUGUGACUUUUUCCAUGCCUUUCCAUGCGGAAAUGGCACACGGAAAAAAGUUUCCAAUACACUUGACAAAUAAUUUGACCAUUCGUAAAUUAGAAAUUAAAGGCUAAUUGGUACAUAAAAAACCAACUCUCACAUAAUUUUAAAAACAUUGAAAAGUUGGGAUGUCUUCCUUGGCAUUGGGAAUAGCUGUUGAGUGGUCACUGUGCAUAUCUGAGCCUGCAAUCCGAGUGAGAAAAAUCUCCUUCUUAUUCUUCUUUGUUUUUGAAAGGACUUAAGCUUUGCAAUGCAUUGACCUCUAACGAACAAUCCCUUCGAGAAACCAGCUUGUAAACAUUCUUGGACAGAGAUUUAUUUCAUCUGACUUGUGUUGACAUAUUGAAAAUGGAUGGGGCAAAACCAGAGUGGCUUAAAAACCCCAUAUCGUCACAUAAAACAUUAUUAAAAAAGUACAUGCAAACAAACAACAUUGGUGGUCAAAAUAUCGGCAACAUCAACAACAAUUUAAAAAAAUAAGAAAAUGACAAAGGACAAGAUACUCAUUAUGGGUUACUUCAACAUGCGUUCUAUCAGCUGGUCCCAAGGUACUUCGGGUUAUCUCUAUCCCAACCUUACUCGCUCAUCGAUGAAUCAUCCACCUUUUAUGUGUUGGUAGAACAACGAACGACCCACCUUGUGCAUUUGAACAUCUUGUGUAUGCCCACGGUGGCAUCAUAGCAAAGCGAGAGCACACCAUCAGCCUUCUGCUGUGUGCUUGAACAAUCAUGUUCAUUCAAAAAUUAGAACGCGCAG
Molecule: messenger RNA, 2157 nt
Organism: Toxorhynchites rutilus septentrionalis
Lineage: Eukaryota; Metazoa; Arthropoda; Insecta; Diptera; Culicidae
Exons: 4
Coding region: 49-1374 (441 amino acids)
Source: RefSeq, a predicted model, not a curated record